AUGCAACUAAUAAUAGGAAUAGUUGUCAUUCUUGGGGAAUCUUAUAUUCAAUUGUCAUCAUAAAAUAGGAAUAUUUUGUUGAAAUAUAAAUGCCUUUAUUGAAAAUGUACCCACAAUACUAUACUAGAAUUAUAGUUUAGGCUUAAUAGAUCAUUUUAGGUACAUUCUGAUGCAGAGAAAACAACCCUUUAACUUGUCACUGUAGAAAAGUUAUUUGUGCAACCAGUUAUUAGGAAAAGCAUUAUUUUUCGUAAUGAGCGAAAUACGCAAUAUUUUUUCUAAUUUUAAAUAAGAUGUUGCUAUGAAUUGAUUAACCUUAAUAUCCUAAAUGAUUUUAGGAUAUAAACUUGAGAAAUAGACAAGAGUAUUUUUUUAGAAUAAGUAAAUAUAAGUUUUUCAUCAUCAGACAGCGAUUUUCCCAGGAUUUUUGAAGGUUCAAGGCAAAGAGUAACACAAAAAGAAAUCUAUGAAAAAUCCAACCAUAGAUGAAAGAUUUUAUCCAUACCAUAGACUUCUCAAUAAUAUUUUUAGUUCUAUGACUCUUAGACACUAAUAUUCUAUGCACAUUUCAAAAAUACCAAUCCGUUGCCAUGGAAUUCGCCAAAUAAAUAUUCAUCGUUGGUUCGAUAAAGAUGGAGAGCCUUCAAAAACCUCAGAUUAUCUGUCACAGCGUGCAAAACCUAGAUUAUUCGGUGCAUGACGUGAAAUGGAUACCUUGUUCGGCGAAAUUUGUCGCGAUUGGGGGCAAGUCGAACGGGGCCGGGGUCGUGGAAACUUUCACCCUUGGAUGCGACGGUAUCGAGAAGGUUUCGGAGUUCAUGAAGAAGGACCACUUCAAAUGUGGCACGUUCGACGCUUCCAGUCUGAGGGAUCGUCAUCUGGCGACUGGGGACUUCGGAGGUCGUCUUCAGGUUUGGGACUUGGAAGACACGCUGAUACCAGUUUAUCAAACGACAAAACACAAAACUGUGAUCAAUGCUAUUGACGGAGUAGCUGGGACUGGAAGCAAUUGUGGAGCACCUGAAAUAGCUACUGGCUCUAGAGAUGGGUCCGUAAUGGUCUGGGACGUGAGGCAGAAGGACGAGCCAGUGGCUAAGUUCAUGCCGGUUGAGGGUACCGCUGGAAGGGAUUGCUGGGCGGUAGCCUUCGGAAAUUCCUACAACGACGAGGAGAGGGUCUUGGCCGCAGGGUACGACAAUGGCGACAUCAAGAUAUUCGACCUGAAGAACAUGAAAUUGAGAUGGUCGAAACACCUGAAAAAUGGCGUGGUCGGAAUUCAGUUCGAUCGCAAAAACAUCAAGAUGAACAAACUUGUGGCGACAACGUUAGAAUCGAAAUUCUACUGUUUCGACGUGUCCACGCAUCAUCCAAGGAAAGGUUUCGCCUUCACCACCGAGAAAGCUCACAAUUCAACGGUUUGGUCGGCCAAGCAUCUACCCCAAAACAGGGAGAUAUUCAUGACGACUGGAGGAAAUGGGACCUUAUGCCUAUGGAAAUAUAACUAUCCCGAUAGGAGGGUGGAGAAAGAUUCCGAUGGAAUAGAAUAUGGAGUAGCUGGAGAAUUAUCACUGUUGCAAAAUAGUGUGCUGACCGAGCAGCCCAUAACUGGUUUCGAUUGGUGCAAAGACAAAUUGGGAUUAUCCGUUUGUUCAGCAUACGAUCAAUCAGUCAAAGUUUUAAUUACAACCAAACUGAACCUUUAUUGAUACACACAUUCUGUUUAUUGUAUUAUAAUAAUAUAAUAUAUUUAG
Messenger RNA from Coccinella septempunctata (seven-spotted ladybird), 1751 nucleotides. RefSeq names its product dynein axonemal assembly factor 10 (gene Wdr92). Lineage: Eukaryota; Metazoa; Arthropoda; Insecta; Coleoptera; Coccinellidae. The record is from RefSeq and is a predicted model, not a curated record. Gene Ontology annotation, molecular function: ubiquitin binding. The transcript has 5 exons. The coding region runs from base 633 to 1706 and encodes 357 amino acids.